CUCUUCCUCCUCGCGCGUUCCUCUUCCUCCUCCGUCGCCGCCAUCUCAACCCACCGAGGACGACUCGCCGCCGCCGCCGCCGCCGCAGCCGCCGGCCAUCGCCGCCUCCUUCCGUCCUUCUCACCGGGAUCCGGCUCGUACUCGUCACCAUGGGUAAGGCCUCCAAAGACAAGAGGGACAUCUACUACCGCAAGGCGAAGGAGGAGGGGUGGAGAGCUCGUAGCGCCUUCAAGCUUCUGCAGAUCGACCAGGAGUUCAACAUCUUCCACGGAGUGAAGCGUGUUGUUGAUCUGUGCGCUGCUCCCGGAAGCUGGAGUCAGGUUUUGAGUCGGAACCUGUAUGUUCCAGCAAAACAAUCUCCUGAUUGCAAAGAAGGUGACCUUCCUCUUAUUGUUGCCAUUGAUUUGCAACCAAUGGCUCCGAUAGAAGGCGUUAUACAAGUUCAAGGGGACAUCACUAAUGCUCGAACAGCAGAAGUGGUUAUUAGGCAUUUUGAUGGAUGCAAAGCAGAUUUGGUUGUCUGCGAUGGUGCUCCUGAUGUUACCGGCCUUCAUGAUAUGGACGAGUUUGUUCAGUCCCAGCUUAUACUGGCGGCAUUGACAAUUGUGACUCACGUACUUAAAGUUGGUGGGAAAUUUGUUGCGAAGAUUUUCCGUGGAAAAGAUACAAGUCUGUUGUAUUGCCAGCUGAAACUAUUCUUCUCACAAGUUACCUUUGCAAAGCCCAAAAGUAGCCGGAACUCAAGCAUCGAGGCGUUUGCAGUUUGUGAGAAUUAUUCGCCUCCCGAAGGAUUUAAGGAAAAAGAUUUAUAUCACCUGCUAGAGAAAGUGGGGACUCCUUCUGGGGCUGAUGAUUUAGACUGCAGAAGUGGAUGGUUAGAGGGACCAAACAAGGUCUACAUCCCAUUUCUGGCUUGCGGUGACCUCAGUGGUUACGAUUCGGAUCGUUCUUACCCACUAACAAGCACAGAGGGAGGAUCCUACCAGAGCUUGGAUCCAGUCCAGCCUCCAAUUGCUCCACCUUACAAAACCGCACUGGAGAUGAAAAAGGUCGCCAGCCAUGGCAUUGGAGCAGAUAUCAGCAAAUUAUCCCUCGACUCCUGAACUACACUCUGGAUCGCUGUUUGUGUUCUUGUAACUGCCAACCCUGUGGAAUUUGCAAAUUGUAUGGCAUUGUUGUUCCACAGAUUACACAAGAGAUGAACUGAAACUUCAGCUUCAUGUGGUUGUUAUAUCAACCAAAAAUGUACUACCUGUUAUUUUUAUUUAGAAAAGGCACGAAUUCUUUUUCUGGAUGCCAGAUGUCUGAACUUCUAUGAAUGCAUGGAUGACUAGAAUACCAAUAUUAUGGAUGCACAUCGUGCCUGACCUUGUUUAGUUCUGCUUCAA
This is a messenger RNA of Oryza sativa Japonica Group (Japanese rice), 1388 nucleotides long. Lineage: Eukaryota; Viridiplantae; Streptophyta; Magnoliopsida; Poales; Poaceae. The record is from RefSeq and is a predicted model, not a curated record.